UUUUCUAACGGGGUUUAAAAAAACGUAAACAAACGGGUGUCCCUUUUUUACGAGGAAACGGUUAACAAUUCCGUCAAAACCGUUAAUUUAAUUAGAAACUGAAAAAUGUUUAAAGAUUCUGCUGUUGAAAUCUGACGAAAUUUGCGUGUUUUCCCCGUUGUUUUAAAACCAAACCACCCGAAAAAAUGUUGAGCGAUUACUCACAGCUUUCUUCAGAUGGGGACGAAUCGAGCAGCUGCCUGGAGGAGGAGGACGAAGAAAUUUUGUUCCGACUGAGCAGUGGGUUGGAUAAGGAACAAGUUGGGGAUCGAAAAUGUGUCAUCAUCAAUCAGUAUGCCCAGGAUGUGAUCGAUUUCAGCUCCCAGUAUGGGAGCGAUACCAGCAUAUCCUACACGGCUUACAAUGUUACGGGGAAACCUUCGAAGUAUCCGGAUUACGGCGAUUUUCCGGAGUCUUUUGCUUUCCGAACUUACGGUCCCUGGUGGAAGAGGGCUCCCUCCUCCAGAACAGAGUUCCAUCAACAGGAUUACUAUCCGAUCGACGAUUAUUUGGUAGUUCGCUUCGAAGAACCGGUUGUACCCGAAAGUAUUAAGGUAUUCGAAACCUACAAUCCGGGAGCAAUUGUUCGACUCUGGGCUUAUACACUUGAAGGCAGUUGGUUCUGCUUGUGGGACCAAGCUCAGGAAUCGCCUGACGAAAACCAACCAUUAGAAACUAACAAAGCUCGUGUAUUUUUACCUAAAUUGAAUCCUGCCCCUGGCCCGACUCGAUACAUUCGAUUGGAGUUCAAUCACAAGAAUUUAAACUAUUCAACCCAACUCGAUGCGAUUCUGAUGAUUGGGAAAAAGUUCGUUCCCAGUUUGAGCGCCAGAAUUGGAUUGCAAAAGAACCGAGAGUUUAUCCGCAAAGGGGAAGAAACUUUCCAGGAGUUCUUACGCUCCGGUUACAACGGUAGCAGCUUGGAAAGUGAAGAAGAUUCUGGGAGUCGUUCCGAAACUCCAACUCGUAUGGAUUCGUUUGAACUGGAGCUUACUCUAGACAAGUUGCCAUACGACGUUCUGUUUAAGAUAAUGAACUUUUUGGAUUUGAAAUCUUUAUUCCGAUGUGGGCAAGUCUGUAGUAGUUUCUACUGUAUCGUCUCGGCUAGUUCCCUGCUCUAUGCGGAAGUAAAUCUAAAACCGUACUGGAACUGUUCCGAUGGCAGAUUGCUGCAAACUUUGAAGAAAAGAUGUGCCUACACCAAAAAGCUGGACCUUUCCUGGUGCGGUUUGUUCAACAAAAUAACGGCCUACGAUUUUAAAGAUUUCGUCAGCGAGUGUGGCUCCACAUUGACCCACCUACGGCUGGACUCUUGCAAAUUCCUCACAACAGGAAACUGUCUCGACAUCCUAGGCACCAAAUGCCCCAACUUGCGGGAACUUUCCCUUCAAAAUUACCAACCAGAGUCUCCCAGUUUCUCCGGACUUUUUUAUCUACACAAUCUUGAACGACUAGACCUGACCAGAACUUUUAUUGACACCCAAUCGUUACUUAAAAUCCUAGUUAACAAUCCAAAUCUUCAACACCUAAACAUUGCCUUCUGUCCCCUGGACGUCAACAUGGAUGACGUAGCUAUCCAGCUGGGCAAAACCAACUUAGCCCUAGUGUCUCUGGAUAUGUGGAAAAGUCACUCGCUAACGUCUCGAGGUCUACAAGCUCUCUCAAGCUGUCAUCUUCUGGAAGAAGUCGAUUUCGGUUGGUGCCUUCGAGAGGAACCUUCCCCGGGGGAAGCCAUUCGCAAUUUUGUGAAGAGUUGUCCUCAUCUUAAAAAACUCUUCCUAGCGGCCAUUCGUGGCCUAGGGGAUCGGGAUUUGGAAGUGAUUUCGCAUUGCUGCCGUAAUUUGGAGCAGCUGGAUCUGAUGGGAAUUCAGGGGAUUUCGACUGAAAUGUGCUACCGCAUUCUCUGCCAGUGUCGUCGGUUGAAGCUACUGGAUUUGAGCUUCUGUGAUAAUUUGGACAACCUACAGAUCGGUCUGUGGCGUGAGUGCUUCGAGGUGGACAUCAAACGGAGUUUGGCCGAUUUCGGACCGCAGCGGAGUGAGUUUUAAGGUCAUUUGCUUUGUUAUUGUCUUCGAAAGUGUCCCUUUUGUCAUCGAAUGCCUCGUUUUUGAGAGUUACUAAAUUUAUUGUGUGUUGUUUUAUUCUCCGUUCCAUUUAAAAAAAAAUAUUGAUCUCAGACCAGUUGUGUCACAUUUUACUUGUUCCUUUCAAUCGAGUUUUUUUAUAGUUUUUUUUUAAGAAAAAUAGAACAUUCCAUUAAAAUUUUUCAUAGAUAA
Messenger RNA from Uranotaenia lowii, 2315 nucleotides. RefSeq names its product F-box/LRR-repeat protein 4 (gene Fbxl4). The record is from RefSeq and is a predicted model, not a curated record. Gene Ontology annotation, cellular component: SCF ubiquitin ligase complex. Gene Ontology annotation, molecular function: protein binding. Bases 186 to 2087 code for a protein of 633 amino acids. The transcript has 3 exons. Lineage: Eukaryota; Metazoa; Arthropoda; Insecta; Diptera; Culicidae. Gene Ontology annotation, biological process: SCF-dependent proteasomal ubiquitin-dependent protein catabolic process.